Molecule: messenger RNA, 18776 nt
Organism: Papilio xuthus (Asian swallowtail)
Lineage: Eukaryota; Metazoa; Arthropoda; Insecta; Lepidoptera; Papilionidae
Product: microtubule-associated protein futsch
Exons: 13
Coding region: 75-16970 (5631 amino acids)
Biological process (GO): dendrite development; regulation of microtubule depolymerization; microtubule cytoskeleton organization
Cellular component (GO): cytosol; neuronal cell body; dendrite
Molecular function (GO): microtubule binding; actin binding
Source: RefSeq, a predicted model, not a curated record
GUUCGUCCGGAGCGGUCGUGUGAGCGCUACCCCUGGGCGAAACGUCGGCAGUCGCGCCGGCGCCGUGCUCGGCGAUGGACCACGACGAGGACCGGUCCUUGUCCCUCGGGACUGAGGUGUCGGCCUCCGCGCCCCCGCCGAGUCCUCUUACGGGAUGCUACCUGCUGGCCGUCAUCGGCGAGCCGCACACGCAUGAGCACAAGGAGAUUAUUCUGCAGCGCCUCGUCAAAGGGCUGCUAUCAUGGGACUCUGGAGAGCACCAGGUGGAUCUGGAGAAGGAGCUGGCCACCCUCGCGGAGCAGGCACCCGAGGGGGAAGAGGCCAGAUAUGGAGAGCGACUGAUUCAAUACGCAUCAGAGAACCUGGUGACAGAGAUCCUGAUACACCCUCAGAUGAACACGCUGAUGCAGUGCAUGCGCAACCUGCUCAGCUCUUUCACACGGCACCGACACCUGGUGCAUGCUGGUUAUACCUUCGCCGGGAACGGCUCCUGGAUUAUGCAGGACGGGACAUUCUCCCUCGCUGAUUUUACUGACGCUUACCAAGAGAAUGAAGUACAGCGCGUGAUUCGCGCCUACGAGAAUUCCAUAUCGAUAACUAUUCACUGCGCUGCCGCCGGUGAUUGGGCCAAGCUGCCGCAGAUGCCCUUUGUCAAGCACUGCAAGAUUACAGUAAACCCCACUGAUAUACUCGACUCUGGCUCUAAAGCCAUCAAGGAUUUUACUACUUACCUGGAACCUUACAUAGUGCCAGCAAGCCUCGAGCAGCUGCUGGUCUCAAGCGAUGUGGUUGGAAACAUCCGUUUCAGCCACCCCACACUGUACGUCUUCCCCGGAGGACAGGGCGAUGCUGCGCUCUUCGGAAUUAAUGGAUUCAACAUGUUAGUGGAUGGUGGGUUCUCGCGUAAGGCGUGCUGGUGGGAUUUCGCCCGGCACUUGGACCGGCUGGACGCUGUGCUGCUGACGCGGCUGAAUAACUGCUCGGCUGCCGGCAUGGCUGCCGUACUGCGCCGCAAGGCUACCGCCAAUGUGUACCCUCAGAUUGGACACUUCUUCUGCAACCUAGAAGAGCGACGAGCUGUGACAAGUCCCGAUGGUGACAAGGACACCGAUCCCCUACUUGUGUCCCUUUUGCAAGAGGGAUCCGACAUGAUGGCAGACCUACGACAUAUUAAUCUGAAACCUCAACACUGCUACCGAAGCCCCGAACCCAUCAACUUGUACCAUAAAGUUGGUCAUGGUACUCUCGACAUGUACGUACUGAAUCCGUCCAAGGACUCAAAACACGUUCGUGAAUUCCUGAAACGAUGGCACAGUAGCGAACAAAAGUUGUUCGAAGGCGCUAGUGUGUCAGGACAAUUUAACUUUCCCAUUCCUAAUCUAGUGUCGAUAUGUGCUUUACUCGUGUGGCGUCCUGCUAACCCUGAUGAUACGAUAACUAGAAUAAUGUUCCCCGGUUCUACGCCUCAACAUAAAAUAUUCGAAGGUCUCGAAAAGUUAAAACACUUGGAGAUACUUCAGCAUCCCACGUGCACCGGCCGCCAAUUAGCGACUGCCGCCGCGCCGGCACCCGCUCCUGUUGCAGCUCCCACCGCACCUACGGUAGUGUCCGCGAUCAAAACGAAACAAGUAAAAAGUAAAGAAAGAAGUAUUAUCACAGAAACGAAGCCAAAAGACGAAAAAAUACACGAAACUGAACAGACAAAAAUUAAGACAAUCAAAGAUGGUAUUGAUUCUAAAAACUUAAUUGACAAUAAAUUAUUAAAUGAAUUGGUCGAUGGCGAAGAUAAAAAAAUUGAAUCGGUUUUGCAAGAAGCAAUUGCUGCAAGAAUGGAUUCUAAAUUAGAUGACAAAUUCGCACAAUACGAAAGCACUGUUGUUGAUGGCUUACCGAAAAAGAGGGACACUAAAAAGAAAGAAAAGCCCAUAGAUAAAAAGGCUAAACGAACUGAUGAUAAUAAAGAGUCAAUAACAAAAACGGCUGAACUUAAGAAAGUGGAAACCGAAGCGAAAAUAAAACCCGAUAGUAAGAAAAAAUCGGAAUUAAAAGCAAAGCCUGAAACGCCAAGUACAGUCAUCAAAGGUAAAAUUAGUCACAGAACAACUCAAAAGAAGGUAACGUCCGCAAUAAGCGAUAAACGCACCGCUUUGGACGACAAAAAGUCUCCUCCUACCACACCGAAGAAAUCGAUUGAAUCUAAGUCAAUUACGAAUAUUAUAAGCAAAGAAAAAAUGAAAGGUAAGAGUAGACGACAAAGUCCAAUUACUACACCUGCCAAAAGUGUAAAAGAAGCCAGCAACCGUAGAGUUGUCGAAUCUAAGUACAAACAAUCAUCUCCUAAGAGAGAUAUUCCUCAAAAACCUUCCGAUAAAAAGGAAAUGAAACCGAAGCGCGAACCUAUUUCUCGACGUCCAAGGCCGCUUGGCUCUCCUAUAAAGGGUUUAAAGUCUAUGAAAAGCCCCACAAAAGCUGUCAAGGCAACUAAAAGCGAUACUGCGAAAUUGAAGGGGCUACAGAGAGUAAAUUAUGAAGAUAUAUUAAAAGACGCUAAAAAAUCAGAUGAAGAUACAUCUAAAUCACUUGACGACAUAAAACAACAAGAACUGGAUGAAAGAGAGGAACAGGAAAUUGUAAGAGAAAUAGAAGCUGUAUUUAAUAGAGAUAGCGAAGCUGAAGAAAAAAUAGAAUAUGUUGGGCGUUCAGAUAUAGAAAAGAUUACAUGCCUCAUAGACGACACAAAAACGGACGUGCCUCCUGACACUGAGUUUGAAGAGGAAUAUUUAAUAAUAGAAAAGGAAGAAGUUGAUCAAUAUACCGAAGAUUCUAUUGUAGAACAGGAGCUUAGUCCAGAAAAAGACGCAGAUCUAAUAAAGCAUAUAAAAGACAAAGAGGAAUCUGAAAAGAAAAAAGAGGAUUUAACUGGCCAAGAUAAAAUAACAUCAAAAAUAGAAACAGAGAAAAUAACUAAGGAGGAAGUUAAGCAUGAUUCAAAAGAACAUUCAGAAAGUUUAGAGGAAAAACAAGAUAUUAGCAGUGAAAAGAAGACAACAGAUAGUAAAAGCGGACUUUUGAAAGCCAAGGACUCGCUAGAUCUUAAUAUUGUACAAGAGUCACAACCAGAUGAAAAAAUUUCCACUACGGUGGAAUCAGGGGCCACCACGGCGCCUACUCUGCCUGAAGAUGAACGUAUAACAUUAGACGAAAUAAAAGAAGAUCAGCAUGUUGAAGAAAAGCAUAUUAGAGAAGAAACCAAGGAAAUACAUGUGCCCCGACCAUUUAUUGAUAGUAAACCACCAGUAUCUGAAAGAAUUCCCAUAAAGGAACCGCAACCAGGUCCUCUCCGAGACGUUGUAAAAACGCCCGAUGAAGUUGCUGACCUUCCCUUGCACGAAGAGGUAGACUACAGAACAUAUGAAGAAAAGAAAACGCCGAUUGAAGAAAAUGUGUUUAAACAAAAGACAGAUGUAGAUAUACAGAAAGACUUAAAAGUUCCUAAAGAUCUUCCAAUUAAAGACGCAUUGUCUAGAACAAUACAGGAUGAUGUUGUCAUUAAGACGAUUGAACGUCCGUCUCACCCUGAAGUUGUUACUGUGACCCCGGGCUCAGCGCCAGAGUCCCCGAUGUAUCAUGAUCAAACAAAAGUUCCAAUGAUUCCUGGAAAAGAUUUGGAACCAGUCAAGGAAUACGAUGAUAAUGAAUAUAUGUACGGCCAGUACACGGAACAGUUACGAGAAACUCAUAUUACAACCUUGGAUUCACCAAUAAAAGACGAAAUAAUAACUAUCGAUGAUACUCAAACAGUACCAGAAAAAAUACCUUCAAUACCUGAAGAUGUGGAAAAAGAAAUUGAGGAAGAACAUAAGUUAGAAACAUUGGAAAAACCUUCCCUUAGUCCUAAGGAUGUGGAGCGGAUAGUAGCUGACGUAGCACAAGUCCUUAAAUCAGAUAAAAGCCUAGAUGAACUAAUAGCAGAAAAAUCACCCAUAUUUCGAAAAUCUCCAGAAGGUUUUAAGAAAUUCGACGAUGUACAUAGUAAAGAAAUAUCUCCAAUGAGAUCACUUACAUCUGAAGAAGUUAGUGACGUAUCAGACAAAACGGUGUUGAGCGAUGAAAAGAAAAUGAAACGUGACUCAAAACUUGAUACAGAAGAAAUAAGUACUCUUAUGGAAAGUGAAGUAAGAAAACCACAACUUAAACAACAAAAACUAGAGAAUGGCGAAGUUCAAAAACAUUUGAGUGACAUCACUGAUGAGAAACAAGAAAAACGAUUGAGUAUAACAUUAGAUUCCGCUAAAACUUUAGAGAAGUUAGAGGAAAAAAUAGCAGAUUUGAAAAAGAAAGAAGAAAGCACCCAAAAAGAGCUACAAUCAAAAGAAGGUAUUGUAGAGAGAAAAGAAUCACAAGUAGUAACCACCAUCGAUUCACAUUUAAUGAGUGAAGAUAAAAAAUCAGAGUUUCUUCUCAAAGAAGUUUUUGAAGAAGAACUUUCUUCUGAGAAGGUGACUGACUUUGAUAAAAAAUCUGAAGACAGAGACAUAACCGAACAGGACAAAAAAGUUCUCUUAACACCGACAUCGUUAGAAAUCCCAUCAGAAACUGAAGAGAGGGUCAGCUCGGAAACAAGUUUAGAAUUGAAAGAAAAACCAAAAAUAUUCGAUUCACGCGACGAUCAAAAAAUGGAUGUCAGCGAAGAAAUUUUAUCAUUAAGUAAUAUCGUUUCUGACAAACUUGACGAAAAGCAAGUAGGUUUAGAAAAAGAUAGUAUUGUACAAGAAUAUUAUGAUAAAGUGAUACCUUUUGAUGGAGGUACUACUUUUGAUGAUUUAGAUGAUAUAAAGAAUUACACCGAAAAGUUACAUAUGGUUACACAAAAAUCUGUUAUGACAGAGAAGAAAAUGCUUGGGUUGGUUGAAGAUAUGGAACACGAUUACAAUGUUCGGAGUUACAAAGAAAUUUCUCAGCCUAUCAAAACUGACAAUGAAUCUUUAAAAAUAGUUCUCAAAGAUCUAAUUACAUAUGGAGAACCUGAAUGCAUUGAAACAGUUAAAGAUUGUGUAAUUACGACAAAACAUGUUACAGUGCAAAGAAAUAUUGUAACUAAGAUAAUCAAAACAAAGUACAGCAAUAAGAAUGGGUUGUUAGUAAAGUUGAAGACCUUAAAAACAACAGUCACUAAAGACCAACAACCGGAUGGAUCUUAUAAAACUAAUGUUGAAACUGAUAUAUAUAUCUCCGAUAUUAUUUCUGUGACAGAUAAAGUCGAGAGAACUCCUAUAAAUGAAUUAUGUGAAAGUAUUAUAGACGAUGUGAUAUCAUCUAUAACUCAUACAGAUGGUGCUAGUCGAAUAAUAAACGAAAAAGAGGCGGAGAAUUUACGAAAAGAACUUGUUCAGAUUAGUGAACCUGAAGAAUACGAAAUAAGUGGUAUUAAAACAAUUACUAAAAAUAAUAUAACGAUUUACCGAACUAUUAUGACUAAAAUAACAAAAACUAUGUAUUACCAUGAAAAAGUUGCUACUUUUAAAGUUAUGAUAACUACGUCAACUACAGUCAUCGAUAAAACUCCAGAGGGCUCGACAAGUUCAAAACACGAACAAAGUAUAGCAAUAGCAGAUAUAAAUAAAGAAUUAGAGGAACUUAAAGGUAUUCUAAUACAGAACAACGAAAAUAGAAAAUAUGAAAGUUUUCUACCAAUAGACGAACCACAGGUAUCAGAAACUAAAGAAAUGACCUUUGUUACAAAAAAUACAAUAACAAUAAGGCAAAAAAUAAUAACAACGACGGUGAAACAAGCAUUUAUGCAUAUGAGUCAAAAAGUCUUCAAGUGGACGAUAACAGAAGUCAAAACUGAUGAAUAUCCAAAUGGCUCGGCAGUAACAAAACGAAGACAGCACAUUUCUUACCUUCAAACAUCUACCGAAGAAAGAAAAAUACAAACAUCAAUAAGUCCACAAACUAAAAAACUUAAAGAACCUACAAAAACUGAGGUAUAUGAGAAAAAAGAAAGCCCUGUAGAUAAGAUGAACAAGCUUGAACCACCAGUUUCUACUGCAACUGAUCAAAAACAAAGUAUUAACGAACUGAUUAAAAAUAAAAUAGCAAGCAAUCUUGACAUAGCUACAACGGUUGGAAAACCAAUUCUAAGUGCGGUUGAUGAAGUACCGGCUGUUGACAAACUUGAAAAAUAUCAAACGACAAGUCCUGUUGAUAAGAUAGAAAAGGUUGAAAUACCAGUUCUGACAGCAGUUGAUAAAAAACCAACUGUUGGCAAACUUGAGAAAGACAAAACGCCAAGCCCUGUUGAUAAAAUGGACAAGGCUGAAAUACCAGUUCCAACUGUAGUCGACGAAAAACCGACUGUUGACAAACUUGAGAAAGAUAAAACGCCAAGCCCUGUUGAUAAGAUGGACAGGGUUGAAAUACCAGAUCUGACAGCAGUUGGUGAAAAACCAACUGUUGGCAAUCUUGAGAAAGACAAAACGCCAAGCCCUGUUGAUAAAAUGGACAAGGCUGAAUUACCAGUUCCAACUGUAGUCGACGAAAAACCGCCUGUUGACAAACUUGAGAAAGAAAAAACGCCAAGCCCUGUUGAUAAAAUGGACAAGGUGGAAAAACCGAUUCAGACUGCAAUUGAUGAAAUACCAACUGUUGACAUACUUGAGAAAGAUAAAACGCCAAGCCCAGUUGAUAAGAUGGACAGGGUUGAAAUAUCAGGUCUGACAGCAGUUGAUAAAAAACCAACUGAUGACAAACUUGAGAAAGAGAAAACGCCUAGCCCUGUUGAUAAGAUGGACAAGGCUGAAAUACCAGUUCCAACUGCAGUUGAUGAAAUACGAACUGUUGACAAACUUGAGGAAGACAAAACGCCAAGCCCAGUUGAUAAGAUGGACAGGGUUGAAAUACUCGAUCUGACAGCGGUUGAUGAAAAACCAACUGUUAGCAAACUAGAGGAAGACAAAACGCCAAGCCCUGUCGAUAAAAUGGACAAGGCUGAAAUACCAGUUACCACUGUAGUCGACGAAAAACCGACUGUUGACAAACUUGAGAAAGAUAAAACGCCAAGCCCUGCUGAUAAAAUGGACAAGGUGGAAAAACCGAUUCAGACUGCAGUUGAUGAAAUACCAACUGUUGACAUACUUGAGAAAGAUAAAACGCCAAGCCCAGUUGAUAAGAUCGACAGGGUUGAAAUACCAGGUCUGACAGCAGUUGAUAAAAAACCAACUGAUGACAAACUUGAGAAAGAGAAAACGCCUAGCCCUGUUGAUAAGAUGGACAAGGUGGAAAAACCAGAUCUGACAGCAGUUGAUGAAAAACCAACUGUUGGCAAACUUGAGAAAGACAAAACGCCAAGCCCGGUUGAUAAAAUGGACAAGACUGAAAUACCAGUUCCAACUGUAGUCGACGAAAAACCGACUGUUGACAAACUUGAAAAAGAUAAAACGCCAAGCCCUGUUGAUAAAAUGGACAAGGUGGAAAAACCGAUUCAGACUGCAGUUGAUGAAAUACCAACUGUUGACAAACUUGAGAAAGAUAAAACGCCAAGCCCUGUUGAUAAAAUGGACAAGGCUGAAAUACCAGUUCCAACUGCAGUUGAUGAAAUACCAACUGUUGACAAACUUGAGGAAGACAAAACGCCAAGCCCUGUUGAUAAGAUGGACAAGGCUGAAAUACCAGUUGCAACUGUAGUCGACGAAAAACCGGCUGUUGACAAACUUGAGAAAGAGAAAACGCCAAGCCCUGAUGAUAAGAUGGACAAGGAUGAAAAACCAGUUCUUACUGCAGUCGACGAACAACCGACUGUUGACAAACUUGAGAAAGACAAAACGCCUAGCCCUAUUGGUAAGAUGGACAAGGAUGAAAAACCAGUUCUGACUGCAGUCGAUGAAAAACCACCUGUUGACAAACUUGAGAAAGAGAAAACACCUAGCCCUUCUGAUAAGAUGGACAAGGCUGAAAUACCAGUUCCAACUGUAGUCGACGAGAAACCGAGUAUUGAGAAACUUGAGAAAGAGCAAACGCCAAGCCCUGAUGAUAAGACGGACAAGCCUGAAAUACCAGUUCCGACUGUAGUCGACGAAAAACCAAGUGUUGACAAACUUGAGAAAGAGAAAACGCCAAGCCCUGAUGAUAAGAUGGACAAGGCUGAAAUACCAAUUCUGACUGCAGUCGAUGAAAAACCACCUGUUGACAAACUUGAGAAAGAGAAAACGCCUAGCCCUGAUGAUAAGAUGGAUAAGGCUGACAUACCAAUUCUAACUUCAGUGGAUGAAAAACCAACUGUUGACAAACUUGAGAAAGAGAAAGCACCAAGCCCUGUUGAUAAGAUGGACAAGGCUGAAAUACCAGUUGCAACUGUAGUCGACGAAAAACCGGAUGUUGACAAACUUGAGAAAGAGAAAACGCCAAGCCCUGAUGAUAAGAUGGACAAGGAUGAAAAACCAGUUCUUACUGCAGUUGAUGAAAAACCAACUGACGACAAACUUGAGAAAGACAAAACGCUACGCCCUGUUGAUAAGAUGGACAAGGUGGAAAAACCAGUUCUGACUAAAUUCGAUGAAAAACCAACUGUUGACAAACUUGAGAAAGAGAAAACGCCUAGCCCUGUUGAAAAGAUGGAUAAAGCUGAAAUACCAAUUCUGACUGCAGUCGAUGAAAAACCACCUGUUGACAAACUUGAGAAAGAGAAAACGCCAAGCCCUGAUGGUAAGAUGGACAAGGUGGAAAAACUAAUUGUGACUGCAGUCGAUGAAAAACCAACUGUUGACAAACUUGAGAAAGAGAAAACGCCUAGCCCUGUUGAUAAGAUGGACAAGGUUGAAAUAUCGAUUGUUGACAAACUUGAGAUAGAGAAAACGCCUAGCCCUGUUGAUAAGAUGGUCAAGGUGGAAAAACCAGUUCUGACUGCAGUCGAUGAAAAACCAACUGUUGACAUACUUGAGAAAGACAAAACGCCACGCCCUGUUGAUACGAUGGACAAGGUUGAAAAACAAGUUUUUACUGCAGUUGAUGAAAAACCAACUGUUUACAAACUUGACAAAGAGAAAACGCCUAGCCCUGAUGAUAAGAUGGACAAGCCUGAAAUAACAAUUCUGACUGCAGUCGAUGAAAAACCACCUGUUGACAAACUUGAGAAAGAGAAAACGCCAAGCCCUGAUGAUAAGAUGGACAAGGAUGAAAAACCAGUUCAAACUGCAGGCGAUGAAAAACCAACUGUUGACAAACUUGAGAAAGAGAAAACGCCUAGCCCUGUUGAUAAGAUGGACAAGGCUGAAAUACCAAUUCUGACUGCAGUCGAUGAAAAACCACCUGUUGACAAACUUGAGAAAGAGAAAACGCCAAGACCUGAUGAUAAGAUGGACAAGGAUGAAAAGCCAGUUCAAACUGCAGUCGAUGAAAAACCAACUGUUGAAAAACUUGAGAAAGAGAAAACGCCUAGCCCUGUUGAUAAGACGGACAAGGCUGAAAAACCAGUUCAAAUUGCAGUUGAUGAAAAACCACCUGUUGGCAAACUUGAGAAAGAGAAAACGCCUAGCCCUGAUGAUAAGAUGGACAAGGCUGAAAUACCAAUCCUGACUGCAGUCGACGAAAAACCGGCUGUUGACAAACUUGAGAAAGAGAAAACGCCAAGCCCUGUUGAAAAGAUGGACAAGGAUGAAAAACCAGUUCUUACUGCAAUCGAUGAAAAACCAACUGUUGAUAAACUUGAGAAAGAGAAAACGCCAAUCCCUGAUGAUAAGAUGGACAAGGCUGAAAAACCGAUUGUUGACAAACUUAAGAAAGAGCAAACGCCAAGCCCCGAUGAUAAGACGGACAAGCCUGAAAUACCAGUUCCGACUGUAGUCGACGAAAAACCGAGUGUUGACAAACUUGAGAAAGAGAAAACGCCAAGCCCUGAUGAUAAGAUGGACAAGGCUGAAAUACCGACUGUAGACAAACUUGAGAAAGAUAAAACCCCAAGCCCUGUUGAUAAGAUGGACAAAGCUGAAAUACCGACAGUAGACAAACUAGAGAAAGCGAAAACGCCUAGCCCUGGUGAUAAGAUGGACAAAGCUGAAAUUACGGCUGUAGACAAACUUGAGAAAGAGAAAACGCCUAGCCCUGUUGAUAAGCUGGACAAGGUUGAAAUACCGACUGUAGACAAACCAGAGAAAGAGAAAACGCCUAGCCCUGGUGAUAAGAUGGACAAGGUUGAAAUACCACUUCUGACCGCUGUCGAUGAAAAAUCAAUUGUUGACAAACUUGAUAAAGAGAAAACGCCAAGCCCUGUUGAUAAGAUGGACAAAGCUGAAAUACCGACAGUAGACAAACUAGAGAAAGCGAAAACGCCUAGGGCUGGUGAUAAGAUGGACAAAGCUGAAAUACCGGCUGUAGACAAACUUGAGAAAGAGAAAACGCCUAGCCCUGUUGAUAAGCUGGACAAGGUUGAAAUACCGACUGUAGACAAACUAGAGAAAGAGAAAACGCCUAGCCCUGUUGAUAAGCUGGACAAGGUUGAAAUACCGGCUGUAGACAAACUUGAGGAAGUGAAAACGCCUAGCCCUGUUGAUAAGAUGGACAAGGUUGAAAUACCACAUCUGACUGCUGUCGAUGAAAAAUCAACUGUUGACAAACUUGAUAAAGAGAAAACGCCAAGCCCUGUUGAUAAGAUGGACAAGGUUGAAAUACACGAUCAAGAUGAAGUUGAUGAAAAACCGAUUAUUGACAAACUUGAGAAAGAGAAAACUCCUAGCCCUGUUGAUAAGCUGGACAAGGUUGAAAUACCGACUGUAGACAAACUUGAGAGAGAUAAAACGCCAAGCCCUGAUGAUAGGAUGGACAAGGCUGAAUUACCAGUUUUAACUGAGGUUGAAGAAAAACCAACUGUUGACAAAAUCGAGAAAGAGAAAACGCCAAGCCCUGUUGAUGAGAUGGACAAGGUUGAAAGACAAGUUCAAGAGGAGGUCUAUGAAAAACCGAUUAUUGACAAACUUGAGAAAGACAAAUCGCUUAGCCCUGUUGAUAAGAUGGAUAAAUUAGAAAAAGCAAUCCCAACUUUUGUUGAUGACACUUUGGCGAUAGACAAAACACCAAGCCCCGCCGAUACGCUAAAAUCAGUGAAAGAAGUUGAAGUUUCAGAACAAAUUCUUACUUUCAGAACAAAAGGUGAAGAAAUUAAUGUGCCUUCAGAAAAGUCACAUCAAAUUGUAGAAACUAAAGAUAAUUUAUUAACACAUAAAGAGCAAACCGAGAAGGUUACAGAAGAAAGAAAAACCUUGCCUACCGAAGCCGUGGAGAAAUUAGAAAAAACAGUCGAUAAUGCAUUAAUGACUACUAAAGACAUAACUAGUACCACAGUUUACCUUAAUGGCCACUUCCAGUCACCUAAAUUAGAUUCGAAGGAUGAGACAGAAGACACAUUUAUGUUAGAAAAAAGUUUGGACUCUUUGAGUCCUGAACUUGAAACUUCACCAACGAAAGAUGAAAUUUCACGCAAGGAUCAUGUUAUUAAAUCGACAUUCGCUAAGCAAAUUAAAGAAUCUGAAGAAAUGAUAACAAAAGAAAGAAGUUUCUAUUCAGAUUAUGACAUUGGAUUCCAAAGUAUGAAAGACAGUGAUGACAAAUUGAGUUCUUUGUCUACUAUUGACAGUGGAAUUAUUGAUAAGGACAGCUUUACCCAUACCUUAAAGCACGGCGUUAGUUCUGAGGAUAUUUCAAAGGAAGUCAGUAUUGAAGAAAAAUACAGCUUUGAAAGUUCAGAAAAAUCAGAGAAAAGGCAGGUAUUAGACAGAUCAUUGAAGACGACUAGUGGUUAUAAAGUAAUUACUAGUGAAUUUAGUAGCUAUAGUGAUUCAUAUCAAUCUACGAGCAGUCAACACACAAGUUUCGUCGAUAGUACUAAAGAAGGGCCACUAUCAGACGUGAAAAUUCCAAUAUCUCAAUUAGAACAUGAACAGUUAAAUAUCGAUUCUAAAGAGCAUGGUAUCGAUACCUUUGAACAAAUGAAAGAUAAAUCAAUUGAUGAAAGAUCUAAACAGCCUGCUGAUUCCCAUCUUGUUAAAACUAUUCAAGCAGCAUUCCAAGACGAAGGCAUACAACAGGGAAUUAAAACAGAAGAAAUUGAAUAUGUUAGUUCAAAAGUUGAUAGAGUUUCAACUCCACCUACCGUACCAGUUAGUCCCCUACCCAAAAUACCAUUACAAGACCUAAAAUUGACUGAUGGUGUUCAAAGCGAAGUCAAAUAUGAUAAAUUACAGGGAUCUGAAGAAACCAUAACCAAAAUUGUUCACGUAGGCGAAGAUGUUUUGACACAAAAAAUAUCAACGUCAACUGAAAAAGUACCAAAACCAUUUAAAAGCGAUAAAGAGGAUGAAGAUACAUUAUCUUUAAUGCAAACCAUGGGUAAAAUAAAAACAGAAACUGACACUGUUACUAAAAUAAUUAAAGACGGCGAAAAUGUAGUGACCCAAACUAUUACAACCGUAACGACUAAAGAAAUAAUUUCUAGAGAAGAUGGCACACCACAAAACGUGAAAACUACUAUUGAGACUACUACUCUGAGUAAAAGUUCAGAUGGAUCAAUGACGACUACCACAGACACUCAAACAUUACUUUCAGAAUGUUCUUCUAGUCUCCGAUCGACUUCACAGAUGGAUUUGUACGAUCAAGAAAAAAAACUAGAUAAGGAACUUGAGCACAGUGAUGAAAAGUCUGAGUCAGUAUAUAGCUAUCAGACGCAAGAAAGUUACAGUGAAAAAGGGUGGUCAGAAAAAGAUAAAUCACAUUUUAUCAAAGAAGACGAUGAGGCCGACAGUAGCAUUGAAGCUGUAGUAAUAGAUACUGAUGUUAGCAAAAAAAUUAUUAAGGAAAAUAACUUAGAUAUCAUAGAAAAUAUUACUACCACAACAAAGAAAGAAACCAUACGAAUUGAUGAUGAUAGAAAACUAAUUAAAACCACAGUGGAAACAAUCACAACUAAAGAAUAUCCAGAUGGUUAUAAAGACGUGCAGAAAAAUGUUGAAGUGAAAACAGAAGAGGUUACUGUCGAGUCAAGUCGUAACAUAGAUAAAUUGCUUAGUGAUUUUUCACUGUUAGAAGAACCCGAAGAAGAUAUUUCCACUAAUACGGAAACAGUGACAUGUGACGGUAUUGUUAUAAAACGAACAAUUACAAAAAGUACACUAAAAUCAACCUAUGUUGACAAUCAAAGUAUUCCAAGGAAGCUAAAGACUGUUAAAACAGUUACGACAACAGAUGAAUAUCCCGAUGGAUCUACGCAAACAAAGGUGGAUUCUAGCACAUCUCUAGAAGAUAUAGAGAUGGAACAUGUUGAAGAAACCUUAGAUCUCUCAGAAUAUACGAUAGAAGAGGACACAAAUGUUGAUGUACAACGAGAAGAAAAGGAAGUGAUUCUUAAUGGUCAAAAUGUUUUGCAAACUAUCACAACAGUCACCUCGAAAAAAGUCUUAAGUACGCCAGAUAAAGCAAAGAAAAAAAUGAAGACUAUUAUUGAGACCACCACAGAGUCUAUGCUACCAGAAGGAAUAACUGAAGUUACAAAAGAUGUAAAUAUACAUGUUUCGGAUUACAAUAAUGAACCAUUAGAUGACAUUUCAGGCGGGUAUGUACAAUUUGGAGAACCUCUCGUAGAUACAAAAACUGAAAAACAAACAAUAACCGACUCAGGCAUAACAAUAAAUAGGACAAUUACUGUUAUAACAACUACCCGAAAUUAUAAAAAUAUUUCUAAAAGGAUUACAAGAACAAAUAAAACUGUAAAAACUAUAACAGAAGAUGAGUAUCCAGAUGGAUCGGUGAUAUCUAAAACCAGUGAAAUGGUUUCGAUAAUAGAUCAAAAUUUGGAUGUCGACGGUAGUAAUUUAGGAGAAUAUGACAAUUUCCAAAAGAAUGUCGACGAAAUACUAAAAUCUCACAUACCACCUGGUGAACCAGAAGAAACAGAAACAGUGGAAAAAGAGGAUAUAACAGAAAAUGGUGUAAAAAUAAAACGAACGAUACGUACAAAAAUUAUUAAAAAUAGUUUUUCGGAUGUCCAAGGAAUUAUAUUCCGACAAAGAAUAAUAAAAGUAGUUACAACAUCAGACGAGUUUCCAGACGGGUCAUCUCGAACUUCUGUAGAUGUAACUUCAUCUGUAUCAGAAAUUGAUUCAAAUGGAGAAAUGCAGACGGAUGCACCUGUAGAAGAGACAAAGAAGAAUAUUACAAUAGAAAACAGAAAAAAUGUGAUUAUUAAAGAUGGGGUACAAAUUAACCAAGUCAUCACAACAACCACUACAAAAGAAUUAAUAACGACUGAAGAUUUAAAGGAAAAAAUUAAAACAACAGUUGAGACUGUCACUGAGUCCACAUCACCAAACGGAGCUGUUGAGGUUAUUAAAGAUGUUAAAGUAUCUAUAACUGAUUACGAAGAAGAUACACUUGAAGAAACUUUAAAGGAAUUUAUUGAAAUAGGCAAACCUGUAAUCACACAAAGUUCUGAUUUGCAAGAUAUUGAUGAAAAUGGUAUCACUAUAUCUAGAAAAACAACAAUAACAACGACAAAGCAAGAAUAUGAAAGAACUUCAACAAGAACAAGAAAAGUUAAAAUUAUUGUCGAAACUGUUAUAGAAGACGAAUACCCAGAUGGAACAGUUGUAACAAAAAGAAGUGAGAAAACAUCAAUUACUGAUGUUUUACCAACAAUGACAACUGAAUCACUGGAAGAAGAAGAUGCUCCAGAAUAUCAAAUUGAUGAUACAGAAAUAGUGGUCGACACUAAUGAUGAAUGGGAUAUUAAGAAAGAAACUAUCCUACAAGGCUCGAUAACAGUUAAACGGACUAUCACUACCCAAACAAAACGAGAAACUUUAGCUAGUGACGACCAAAAUAUUAAACGUGUACGAACUACGGUUGAGACGACUACUGUAGAUGAAUAUCCCGAUGGUACAGUCGAAACCACGAAAGAUGUUAAAAUUACAAUAUCCGAAUAUCAAAAAACAACUGACAGCGACCUACAGGCCGCUCUUAGAGGAUUGACUUCCACUGGAAAAAUCAAAACGUCAGUUGACAAACAAUCGAACCAAAUUUUAACAGAAAACAAUGAAAGCAUAACUCAAAACAUAACAACCUACACCACAAAAGAAGAAUUUAAGAAUAACGAAACAAGUGAGAUUGCUGUGAAAACCGUAACUGAAACGGUCACUGAAAACGUUCAUAAAGAUGGUACAAUUGAAACUACAAAAGAUGUUAGAACUCAAAUCACAUAUCUGCCGCCCGGCACUACUCUCGAUGAUUGGUCACCAGAAGAUUUAGAAAAAAUUUCUUGCACACAAAAGACAUCACUAGAAGAUAAGCCGAAAAUUGAUGACUUAAACCUUGAAAACAAACAUGGAAUAAACACAGUGGAAAAGCCAAAGAAACAACGUUCUCCCGUAGGCGAAAUAACAACGGACACUGAGACUUUUACGAAAGUUAUAAAAGAAGGCGAUAACGAAAUAACUCAGACCAUCACUGUUGUAACGACAAAAGAAGUCAUCACUCCUGAAAAAAUUAAGAUCACUGUUGAAACCACUACUGUCAGUAAAGGAAACGAUGGCGUUGUCAAAACUACAAAGUCGACAAAAACAACAAUAUCCGAAAUUAAAGAAGAGUAUGAAGAAAUUAUUGAUACGGGCGAGAGUGAAAAAUCCUUUUCUAAACUUUCAUCAAAAACAGGAGAAAUGCGUAGUUCCUCAGCUGCCAGCGAUGACCUAGACCAUCCUGGAAUUUCAACGCCGCCCUCGGAUAUAAGUUCCAGAGGUUCCAGGGCAGCGACGCAUGUAUGGGGUACCGAAAGCAGUGGCAUGUACUAUAGUGACGACGAUGGCCAAAUGAGUCCUAGUAGUACAAAAUCUCAAAUCGCACACUCACCGCGAUCAAACGUAAGCUUUGAACUAGAUCCAAAAUUACAGCUAUCGGAGACUUGUCAAGAUUUGCCAGAGGACAAGUCUGAAUUUGAGUCCAUGACAUAUAGAGAAUCGUCACCAUCCGUGCAUUUAAGUCACAUUGGUGAUACUGAUUCUUGUACAUCCUCCACGCAUUCCGAAGUGAAGUCUGAAGUUCAAGUUACUGAUAAAAUCGGCAAAACGUCGGAGAAAAAGGUAGAUGAUAAAAAACAAUCAUUUAAGUCUGAUAUCACAUUCCUUAAAGAAGCCGAUGAACAUUUCGAAAAGGCCAUAGAAGAACAUAAAAAAGUCAGUGGAUCUGAUGUCAUUUCAAGUAUCACCGCUAAAUAUGAAUUGGGCCAACAAAGUCAAUCAAGCAUGAGUCAGCAACUAUCAACAAAAGAAGAAAGUAAAAUUACAUUAAAGGACCUCAAAACAGAAUCAAAGAAAUCGUCCGAGACAACUUCUUUCAGUACCUCAAGACAAGAAUCAAAAUCUAAAACUCAAAGUCAAAGCGUAGAAAAAGAUCCUAUCGAAUCUUGGGGGAAGCCUUUAGGUCUACCUAGUCCUAUUCAACCACCCACAUCACAAGGGGAUGGCAAAAGCACACCGAAAAAGCAAGGUCCCAGUUCAAACGUUCAAAUCAAGAACAAGUUGAACCAAGAGAAAAGUAAAGAUAUGAAAAACAGAGCAUCAGAGUCUCCCAGCAAAAAGAAAUCUCCGAGCCCGGUGUACAUGGAGCUUACGUAUGUCCCUCACCACGGCAACUCCUACUACUCCGCGGUUGAAUUCUUUAAGCGCGUCAGAGCACGGUACUACGUCUUCUCGGGCACCGAGCCUUCGAAAGAUAUUUACAACGCUCUUCUCGACGCAAAAAAGACUUGGGAAGAUAAAGAUUUAGAAGUGACUAUCAUUCCUACAUACGACACGGACGUGCUGGGCUACUGGGUUACAGAGAACGAGGAGGCGUUGGAGAGGUAUAAGAUCGAUCUGUCGCCGUCGGCCUCGCGCUGCACCAUCAACCUGCAGGACCACGAGACCUCCUGCGCCGCCUACAGACUAGAGUUCUAAAUGUCGGGACUAUUUGUGGCAUUCUCAGCGAACCAGUGAGCCGCCGAUGUACGCAUGCUUUUGAAUGAUGGAACCAAAGAGUAAUUAAUUGUCGUAGGAAAUAAAAGGGCUGUGAUAAAAAGAGGCAUUCAAAAGCAUUCGCAUUAAUCGAUUCGAGCCACUCGUUCGCAUGAGGUCGCUUACAAAUAGAUGUAAUAUACUUUGUGAUAUUAUAAUGCAAACAACAGACUGUUAAGGAGUUUGAUAAAUUAAGAGUAAGAACAUAAACGAUUAACAUUUGUACGAGCUGCAAGCCUCUAGCUGCUAGCUGUGAGCUGCAGCGACCACGGACAAGCGAAUCUUAAACGGCCAAGUCCUCCCCAACAAUAUAUAUCAAUAACCAAGUAUUCGACCUAAGAACAGAGACGUCCAUUUUUUUCUAAAGAUACCGUUUUCUAAUAACGUCAUAAAUAUUAACAUGCCAUUUAAAAUAUAUUUCUGAGUAUUUUUUAAAUUUGGUCUUAUACAAUAUGUAGAGCUUUUAUACAUGAUAUUUAGCGUAACCAGUCCAUUUUGUUUAGCCAAAACACCGCUUAUCUAAAUGUCUAAAUUUUUGAAAAUUAUUUUGCUAACGCAUAAAUUCUACAUAGAGGAUAUUGUAUAAAAAGUAUUUAAUAUACGAUUGUUUUUUAAUUGAGCGCUUUAUGAAAAGGACGUAACGAUUUGUGCCGCUCCUGCGAGCUGCAACGCCCUAGAGGGGGCACCACCAUCAACUAUUCAACAACUUUUCUACAAUUAAAAUUUUAAAUAAAUAUAAAUGUAUGUCUUAUAAAGGCGUACUUAAACAUGUCGUUUGUCGAUGUCGACGCACUCUUUAUAUUAAUGUUUCUUAGAACCAAGAUAACUAAAGGAAUCUAGAAUGGCAAAGAUAACUUCCUCAUAUUGAAUUAAGUACAGUUAGGUUUAAUGAUUACGAAGUGAGAUUCGUUUCCCAGUUACUUUACAAUCCGAGCUUCCCUGCCAUUUUUGUAGAUAUAAUAGGUGAAGUGAGAGGCCGCCGCGUCCGAGAUUAAAGGUAGUGACUGCUCGGGAGCCGCGGGUGCCUAGGACGGGUCUCACUGGGAGCAGCCUGCACUCCCAGUCUGGGAUCCUUACCCGACACACGCGGCUGCGGGCGGACGCCGCGGCCCUCGCCCCGCACAGAAGUCAUCUGUGUCCUUCUAGACUUACGACGAGCCUAAAUCGAUAGAGAGCUUAAUCCAUAUAAAAUGUUUUAUUAGAACUAUUUAUUAUUACCAAAUGAACAAUCUAUUUACCUUUGUUUUAGUUGAGGUCUGCUUGUUGCCUAUCGUCCCGAGAGAGUCGCGAAGGAUGUUAUUUGGACUGGCGCCGAGAGGCGAGCGAUCAGUCUAUGGUUAUUGAAUCUCUGUUGUUACUUUUACGUUGGUCGCGUGGAUAUUUCGCUCCGUUAACGCGUUGUUUAUAAACAAAUUUCUAGUCGUUUCGACGUAUACUGAUGUACUGAUAUUAUUUCGUUCCUAUAUCCGAUUACGGUGUGACUUUCUUUAACCUUUUUCAAAGGAAUUUUAAAAUAAAUUUUGCUGUAAUAAUACAAUGAUGUUCUCAAUUAGAUAUUUUCCUCCGGUGUUUGAGUUAGAGUGAGGUGAGUGCGUGACUUCAUCGCCACCUAGCCUAGUGCGGCCAUUCAGUUCUACUCCGAGUCAAGUUGAGGUUAUAAGUCAAUUAAUUUUAAGUCAUCCAUAACAUAAAGCGGACAUGCCGCCAUCCUCGCUUUCUCAGCCAGCCUCUUCUAUCUAUAGAUAAAAA